This is a messenger RNA of Dioscorea cayenensis subsp. rotundata (Guinea yam), 510 nucleotides long. RefSeq names its product auxin-responsive protein SAUR68-like. Gene Ontology annotation, biological process: response to auxin. The transcript is spliced from 2 exons. The record is from RefSeq and is a predicted model, not a curated record. Lineage: Eukaryota; Viridiplantae; Streptophyta; Magnoliopsida; Dioscoreales; Dioscoreaceae. Bases 1 to 510 code for a protein of 169 amino acids.
AUGGCAAGGAAGUUGAUGAAGGUUCCAUCCAUUAAGAGAAUGAUCUCUUCACCAAGAGCUGAUAAGCUCUAUGAUUUCAGUGAAUGUAGUACAUCAUGUGUUGCGGAGAAGGGCCAUUUCUUUGUUUACACAUCCGACGGGAAGCGAUUCAUGAUUUCCUUGGCAUAUCUCACCAAUAAUAUCUUCAAAGAGCUCUUGAGGAUAUCUGAAGAAGAAUUCGGUUUGCCAUGUGACGGUCCAAUCACACUACCCUGUGAUGCAGCAUUCAUGGAAUAUGUGCUAUCUUUGCUAGGAAGAGGAGUGUCUAAGGAGAUAGAGAUGCAAUUGCUUAGCUCCAUCUUCGUCUCUCGCCAAUCAGCAUGUUCAAUGCUUGCUGUUGAGCAACCUCAACAAUUAGCAGUUUCAAAUCUGGUUAAAGUCAUAAUGCUUGAUAUGGUCUAUUCGUUCAGUGCUACACUCUGCUACUUUAUGACAGUGAUUGCCAGUUUGAUGAGUUCCAUCAAUUCAUGA